AAAGUAAAAAAAAAAUCGCAAAACUUGUUUUAUCUUCACCGUCUAGCAAAUGCGUCGGCGGCUGACGCUUUCUUUAACCUAAGGAAAAAAAAGCUCAACACUUAAACAUUAACAAACGCGCCUCCUUCUUCUCAAAAGGUUUAGGGUUUUACAGAGAGAGAGUUAGAGAGAAAUGGGGAAGAGCGAGAAGACAUCGUUGGGGCGAUCCCUAGUGAAACACCACAAUCACAUGAUUCAGGAAUCGAAAGAGAAAGGCACUUACUACAAGAAUCUCCAGAAGAAGGUUCUCGAAUCCGUAAUCGAGGUCAGCGACAUCGACGCCAUACUUGAGCAAGCUGAGGAGGCAGAGCGUCUUUUCACUAUUAAUCACAGCAACUCCACUCCUUUGCCUAUUAAUCUAGACGGCCAGUCUAGCUCAAGUAUCAUAGCAGCUGAAGAAUGGAGAGAGCAACAGAAGAUAGAGGAGGCUUUACACGCUAGCAGUCUUCAAGUUCCUCGAAGACCUCCGUGGACACCGGAAAUGUCAGUGGAAGAACUUGAUGCUAAUGAGAAACAAGCUUUUCUGAAUUGGCGCCGGAUGCUUGUGAGGCUGGAGGAAAACGAAAAGCUUGUGUUAACACCAUUUGAAAAGAACCUCGACAUCUGGAGGCAGCUCUGGCGUGUUCUUGAACGUAGUGAUUUGAUUGUUAUGGUUGUUGAUGCUAGAGAUCCACUGUUUUACCGUUGCCCUGAUCUUGAGGCAUAUGCUCGAGAAAUCGAUGAGCAUAAGAAAAUGAUGCUUCUAGUUAACAAGGCUGAUCUUUUACCUCCUCAUGUCAGGGAGAAAUGGGCAGAAUAUUUCCGCCAAAACGACAUUCUGUUCGUCUUCUGGUCAGCUAUAGCUGCUACAGCUGUCCUAGAAGGCAAAGUCUUAAAAGAGCAAUGGAGACAACCAGACAACUUUCAGAAGACAGAUGAUCCAGAAAUUGUGAUAUAUGGCAGAGACGAGCUGUUGAGCCGUUUACAGUCUGAGGCUCAAGAGAUUGUCAGAGCGAGAAACUCCAGAACUUCAUCAUCUACUGUUGAGUCUCAACGUGAGAAUGCUGUGGUUGGAUUUGUAGGGUACCCGAACGUAGGGAAGAGUUCUACAAUCAACGCAUUGGUUGGUCAGAAACGAACAGGAGUCACCUCUACUCCAGGAAAAACAAAGCACUUCCAGACAUUGAUCAUAUCUGAUGAGCUUAUGCUAUGUGAUUGUCCUGGUUUAGUCUUCCCUUCCUUCUCAAGCUCAAGAUACGAAAUGAUUACUUGUGGUGUACUUCCUAUUGAUAGGAUGACAGAGCACCGUGAAGCUAUUCAAGUGGUUGCUGACAAGGUCCCUCGCAAAGUCAUCGAGAGUGUCUACAACAUUACUCUUCCUAAACCCAAAACCUAUGAGCGUCAGUCUCGUCCACCUCUUGCUGCUGAGCUUCUAAGAGCUUACUGUGCUUCUCGUGGCUACGUUGCCUCUAGUGGACUACCUGAUGAAACGAAAGCAGCGAGGAUGAUUUUAAAAGAUUACAUUGGAGGUAAGCUGCCACAUUUUGCAAUGCCACCUGGGAUGGCAGAAGAGAAGAUAGAGGACACUACUCCAGGAGAUGUUGAAGGUUCAGAUUCUGAAGAUUCUAUCGUAGGAGAUGAUGAGAAAGAAGGUGAGCAAGUUCCUGGUAUUGAUGACGUGCUAGAUGAUCUGACCUCGUUUGAUCUGGCAAACGGGCUAGCUUCUUCCAAGAAAGUGACUGUGAAAAAGGAAACGGCUUCACAUAAACAGCACAAGAAGCCACAGAGGAAAAAGGAUAGGAACUGGAGAGUUAAAAACACAGAGGAUGGAGAUGGAAUGCCUGUGGUUAGAGUUUUCCAGAAACCGGCUAACACAGGGCCUCUCACGAUGCGGUGAUCUCACCAAAUUGUAUGAGAUACAGAUGGUGUAUUGUCAAACGAAGAUACUACAAAGUUUUUUUGUUUUCAAUAUGUAAUAACAGUUGAACCUGUCACAGUUCUUGUUUUCAAUAUGUUUUUUUUGUUUCCAUGUUUUAAGUCUUACUUGGUGAAAAAGAGAGAUGGUAGAGUGACAUUUGAAAUCUGGCUUUAGUUUUAUUUGUUAAUCAUAGCAUCAUAACUAUAUCAGAG
This is a messenger RNA of Eruca vesicaria subsp. sativa (arugula), 2148 nucleotides long. The record is from the annotation of a GenBank genome assembly. NCBI's taxonomy places the organism in Eukaryota, Viridiplantae, Streptophyta, Magnoliopsida, Brassicales, Brassicaceae.